AUGGGAUCUACAGAAGAUGCACUGGUUAUUUCAUGUGAAAAUAUCCACAAAACAUAUCUCCUUGGUUCCGAAGGUGUUCCUGCUCUCCGUGGAGUUGCAGUUGGUGUAAAACGUGGUGAAUUUGUUCUUCUCUAUGGCACAAGUGGGGGCGGAAAAAGUACAUUACUGAAUGUACUUGGAACCAUCGAUCUGCCCACGAAAGGCAAUCUAUAUCUUUUUGGUCAGAGAAUUACCGAACAAACUCCAGACAGCGUUCUUGCUCGUCUUCGAUGUCUUCGAAUGGGGUUUGUUUUUCAAUCUUUUAAUCUUUUGCCCUCUAUGAGUGCGCUGGAAAACGUUGCUCUUUCAAUGACGAUUGCAGGGACGCGAUCAGCUGCUGAAAUAAGGGAAAGAGCAAGAGAUCUUCUAAUUUCCGUUGGCCUUGGUGAUCGUUUGCAUCAUUUUCCCUCCAUGUUGUCAGGAGGUGAACAACAACGUGUGACUAUAGCACGAGCACUGGCAAAUGAUCCUGAGGUACUUCUGCUGGACGAGCCAACUGGAGAUCUUGAUAGCAGAAACACGACUCUGGUGAUGGAUAUUCUGAUGAAGCUUAACCGCGAUAAUGGUCUCACAAUGGUUAUGGUGACUCAUGAUGUUUACAUGAAACCAUACGCUCACAGAGUUUUGUAUUUACGAGAUGGAAAAUUGCAAAAUGUGGAGACCGUUGAACCUCGAGUUCGAGAAAUGGCUUUACGGAAAUUAGAAAAGGACGCUGAAAAAGCAAGGCGAGGGAAAACUGAUGAUAAGGGUCUUACCGUUGUAUCGGUAGUGCGCAAUCCAAUGGACUACGUCACCGCUGACGCCCAGGCCCAAAUUUCAUUUGAGGAUGACCCGGGGAUGCAACAGGUGGUGAGUGUCCUUUUUUCCGUUUAG
Molecule: messenger RNA, 912 nt
Organism: Trypanosoma cruzi
Lineage: Eukaryota; Euglenozoa; Kinetoplastea; Trypanosomatida; Trypanosomatidae
Product: ABC transporter, putative
Exons: 1
Coding region: 1-912 (303 amino acids)
Biological process (GO): transmembrane transport
Cellular component (GO): plasma membrane
Molecular function (GO): ATP hydrolysis activity; transmembrane transporter activity; ATP binding
Source: RefSeq, a predicted model, not a curated record